CAUAUGGAAUAGGAAAUUUGAUUGCCUAUUUUGAAAGCAAGCCAUUGAGUCAAUCAUUGUUCAAUUUGAGUCAUAUUCAGAGUGUGUGUGUGUGUGUUGCCAAUAAGAAAAGUAAUUGGUUCACGAGCAUUAUCUCUUCAUUAUUGAAUCAAAUGAUACCAUGUGUGAACUAGAACCAACCAAGACACCAAGAUGAAAAAAUUUACCUCAUCAUGUGUCAAAAUGCAAAUUCUUCGUCUUCUCUCUUUCUUCCUCUUUCUCACCUAUGCAGCCUCUCAGUCUCACUCUUUGUUGUAUGAUCAAGAACAUGCAGUCCUAUUGAAGAUAAAGCAAUACUUGCAAAAUCCACCAUUCCUCCAACACUGGACCCCAUCAAACUCUUCACAUUGCUCUUGGGAAGAGAUCAGAUGCACCAAUGGAUCUGUCACUGCAUUGACUAUGUUCAACACCAACAUCACUCAAAAACUGCCAACUUUCCUAUGUGACCUCACAAACCUCAAACACAUUGAUUUUCAGUUUAAUUACAUUCCUGGGGAGUUUCCAACGUCUCUCUACAACUGCUCCAAGCUUGAGUACCUUGACCUCUCACAGAACUUCUUUGUUGGUAAGAUUCCUGAUGACAUUGAUCACUUGGCCAAUCUACAGUUUCUUAACCUUGGUGGCAACAACUUCUCUGGUGAUAUUCCAGCCAGCAUUGGGAGGUUGAAGGAGCUAAGAACCCUUCAACUUUAUCAGUGUCUUUUCAAUGGAACUUUCCCUGCUGAAAUUGGCAAUUUGUCCAACCUUGAAUACUUGUAUGUAUUCUCCACCAGCAUGCUCUCUCCCACAAAAUUGCCAUCAAGCUUGACCCAGUUGAAUAAAUUGAAGGUCUUUCAUAUGUAUGAAUCCAACUUGGUAGGGGAAAUCCCUGAAGCCAUUGGAAACAUGGUGGCAUUGGAGGAACUGGAUUUAUCAAAGAAUGGUUUAAGUGGACAAAUUCCCAGUGGUUUGUUCAUGCUGAAAAAUCUGAGUGUACUAUAUCUUUACAGCAACAGCCUCUCUGGGGAGAUACCUGGAGUGGUUGAAGCAUUCAGCUUGACAGACCUUGAUCUUUCAGACAAUAGUCUUAGUGGGAAAAUACCAGAUGAUUUUGGAAAGCUUAACAACUUAACGCACUUGUCUUUGUCUAUGAAUCAGUUAUCUGGGAAAGUACCAGAAAGCAUUGGUCAUCUGCCAAAUCUCACUGAUUUUGUUGUUUUUCUCAACAAUUUGUCGGGUACACUUCCUCUAGACUUCGGUCGGUUCUCGAAGCUUGAAACAUUUCAGGUUGCAUCUAAUAGUUUCACAGGAAGGAUGCCAGAGAACUUAUGCUACUGUGGAAGGUUAGUUGGUCUAACUGCUUAUGACAAUAACCUGAGUGGGGAGUUGCCAGAAUCCUUAGGAAGUUGCAAUAGCCUGCAAUAUCUGAGGGUUGAAAACAAUGAGCUUUCUGGAAACAUUCCCAGUGGUCUAUGGACAUCUAUGAAUUUGGAAACAUUGAUGAUAAAUGAAAAUAAGUUCACUGGUCAGCUUCCUGAAAGAUUGUCUUGGAAUCUUUCAUUCCUGGCCAUAAGCUACAAUCAGUUUUCUGGUGGAAUUCCACAUGGAGUGUCUUCUUGGAAAAGUGUUGUGGUGUUCAAUGCCAGUAACAACUUCUUCAAUGGUAGUAUUCCACUAGAGCUAACAUCUCUUUCCCAGCUAACAACUCUUCUGCUUGAUCAUAACCAGCUCACAGGGCCACUUCCAUCAGAUAUAACAUCAUGGAAGUCCCUAAUAACUCUAGAUUUGAGCCACAAUCGACUCUCUGGCGAAAUUCCAGAUGCAAUUGCUCAGUUGCCUGCCCUUAAUAUUUUGGAUAUGUCAGCGAACAAAAUCUCAGGAGAAAUUCCACUUCAACUAGCCCUUACAAGAAUCACAAAUCUCAAUCUGUCCUCCAAUCAUUUGACGGGGAGGAUCCCAAGUGAAUUUGAAAACCUUGGGUAUGCUAGAAGCUUUUUGGACAAUUCUGGUCUGUGCGCUGGUACCACAGUGCUAAACCUUACCUUGUGCAAUUCUAGGUCUCAAAGUGCAAGAAUUGAAAGAAAAUCUGAGUCUCAUGCUAUAAUGAUUACCCUGGUGGUAGCAGCCUCCAUACUGGCUUUGUUGUCAUCAUUGUUGAUGAUCAGAGUUUACAUCAAAAGAAAGCAAGAAUUGAAAAGGUCAUGGAAGCUCACUUCCUUUCAGAGGCUGAGUUUCACAAAAGCAAACAUUGUGUCCUCAAUGUCAGAACACAAUAUCAUUGGCAGUGGAGGAUAUGGUGAAGUAUAUCGUGUUGCUGUUGAUGAUUUAGGCUAUGUUGCAGUGAAAAAGAUAUGGGGUAGCAGAACUUUAGAGCAGAAGCUUGUAAGUUCAUUUCUUGCAGAAGUUGAAAUACUGAGCAAUAUUCGUCACAAAAACAUUGUAAAGUUGCUAUGCUGCAUCUCCAAUGAGGAUUCUCUGCUCCUUGUCUAUGAGUAUCUGGAAAACCAUAGCCUUGACAGAUGGCUUCACAAGAAAAGUAAGACAUCACCUGUGUCAGGUUCAGUCCUUGAUUGGCCAAAGAGAUUGCAUAUAGCCAUCGGAGCUGCACAAGGUUUGUGCUACAUGCAUCAUGAUUGCUUAUCACCCGUUGUUCAUAGAGAUGUUAAAACAAGUAACAUUCUGUUGGAUUCUCAAUUCAAUGCAAAAGUUGCUGAUUUUGGUCUGGCCAAGAUGUUGAUGAAGCCAGAAGAAUUUGCUACCAUGUCAGCCGUGGCUGGCACAUUUGGCUAUAUUGCUCCAGAAUAUGCUCAAACAACAAGAGUCAAUGAGAAGAUAGAUGUGUAUAGUUUUGGAGUAAUCCUAUUGGAACUGACAACUGGAAAAGAAGCCAAUCAUGGAGAUGAAUACUCAUCUCUUGCGGAAUGGGCGUGGCGCCACAUUCAGGUAGGGACCGAUGUAGAAGACAUUUUGGAUGAAGAAAUUAAGGAAGCAUGUUACAUAGAUGAAAUGUGCAACAUCUUCAAACUAGGGGUCAUGUGCACUGCAACACUUCCAGCUAGUAGACCUUCCAUGAAAGAAGUCCUGAAAAUACUGCUCUCCUGCAGCAAUCCACUUACCAAUGGAGAGAAGAAAGCUGGUUUCAAUGAUGCUGUUCCACUUCUUGAGAAUUCAAAUUGGGAAAAGCAGGUGGAAUUCUAUAGUGAUGAUGAUUGAUGGAAGCUUGUUAGUUUGCAUCCCAGUUUGAGUAUCCUAUAUGAUAAUAACACAAAGGUCUCAACUUUAACAAAAAGGCUAGUCUUGAAGUCAAAAUUGGAGACAAUGAAACUCAAAGUACAGCGUCCGUAUAACUAGAUAGAGGAUAGCCUAAAUCAGCUCAAGUUACUUGUAGUAGAAGACUAGAAGUGCUUUGCUAAUUGCAAAUGGAAACUAAGCUCGGUAAUAUUGAAGAAAGAAUUGCCAUUUUAUCUUGGUUUUGAUUUUAUGAUAGUGCAAAAUAGUUUCUGAGUUUUCACUUUUCUGUCCAUAGACUCCCAAAUAUAAAGGAAGCUAACAUGUAAAAUUAGGAACAAAGUCCGCUAAUGUCCAUCGGUGAACAUAAAUGGGUCUUGAUUGUAGGAAGAAGAAACAAUAAAGCGCUUAUUGUUACUCAA
Cajanus cajan (pigeon pea) is the source of this 3668-nucleotide messenger RNA. RefSeq lists its product as uncharacterized. Gene Ontology annotation, biological process: protein phosphorylation. NCBI's taxonomy places the organism in Eukaryota, Viridiplantae, Streptophyta, Magnoliopsida, Fabales, Fabaceae. The record is from RefSeq and is a predicted model, not a curated record. Gene Ontology annotation, molecular function: protein kinase activity; receptor serine/threonine kinase binding; ATP binding.